Mesorhabditis spiculigera is the source of this 1071-nucleotide messenger RNA. The record is from the annotation of a GenBank genome assembly. NCBI's taxonomy places the organism in Eukaryota, Metazoa, Nematoda, Chromadorea, Rhabditida, Rhabditidae.
AUGAGCGACGCCCGGAAGCAAACGUCUGCUGAUGUAGGCACGUUCGGCCCGGUCUCCAUUCUACAAAUCAUCGCGGACGCUCACGCGGAGCAUGGAUUGCGGCACAAUAAUUACAAGCGAUAUUGGAAAUACUGCCAAGACCAUCUGCAACGGAUGCGCCGCCGCGCAGGCAUCGCCCACAAAAACAAAUCGGUCAAAAGCUACAAGAGCCGAUUCGAGAAGAAAGUGAUCAAUGACGAGAAUUUCAACUCCAAGACUUUCCUCGAAAUCCUGAUCUUCGAGUGCGAGCGGUUAUGGGCCACUGGGAUGUACGAAAAGGAAGUGAUCAACGAAGAAUCAAACUCUCGUCGGCGACACCGGAUUUUUAAGAAGUUGAAGCGCACGGUCUUACGCGCUGAGAACCUUGCAAAUCUUGUCGAUAGAUCGCCGCGGUGCGAACCCUCCACGAAACUCGAAGCCCAAGCCUACUUGGCCUACCUCGACGGGUUCAAGAACCUCGAGCUGAAGCGCUGGGCGGAGGGAUACGAUAAACUAAUGGUCGCUUUCACCAUCUACCAGCAACUCGCCCAGGGUAACAACAAUGGACCCUUGAAGAAAUUGUACAUUACAAGAUGUGAGGAGCUGCAGCCGCAACUCCGAAUUUGUGCUUUCAACGCGGAAGAUUCUGACAAAAAGGUGGCCAAGAUCGGUGAGCUGAUGGGGUUGCUGCUGAAGAUUGGAGACGACGACGGCGAGAAGGCCAUGCAAGAAACAGAAAAGCCCUGCGUUGCCAAGAAGCUACGGCAAAUUCGCAUUCCAUUGGAUCGCCGUCCUCUGGUCGACACGCUCGACGAGUGGCGCAACUUGCCGACGUUGGCUUCGUCUUUGCAAUUGGUAAAUGUCGUUGCACAGCCGCCACGCCCAUUCCCGAUGCCCGGCAAGGCGACGUUCUUCGACUUGGCCCACACGCAUCUUCAGAUGCCCGACGUCUCCUCUCGCCUCUCUGAUCUCGAAGCAGGCGCCAAGAAGCCGGAAGCGCCCCAGCCGGCCGCCGCUCCGAAAGCCCAAACCGGAGGGUGGUUUUGGCGCAAA